Molecule: messenger RNA, 8188 nt
Organism: Hippocampus zosterae (dwarf seahorse)
Lineage: Eukaryota; Metazoa; Chordata; Actinopteri; Syngnathiformes; Syngnathidae
Product: protein Shroom2-like
Exons: 11
Coding region: 1405-5748 (1447 amino acids)
Biological process (GO): actin filament organization
Cellular component (GO): cortical actin cytoskeleton; apical junction complex; apical plasma membrane
Molecular function (GO): actin filament binding
Source: RefSeq, a predicted model, not a curated record
AGGAUGGUACGGCCCAUGUUACCAAGGUGAGUGGACCGCUUAGUGGGAGAGGCCAUCUCAGCCCAGCUCAUUGUGUUCACACAGAGUGGCAGCUUUGAACCUUUCUGGGCACGUUGGGAUUCCACACACAGGGCAGGCAAUGGCACCCAGAUAAGCCCAGGCAUGAUGACUGUGGCAGUUUGCUUUGUGUCGCCGUGUUUGUAGAUGAGCGGGGCCCGCUAGGCCCAUAGGCUGCGUGUUUGGGCCCUGUUGUCAGCAGGCUGUUGAAUCGGAGGGGCUCAGAUGCUCAGGGUGUCGAUCUCGCAGUCUCCUUCCCCGGUGGGAGACUUCCACAAUGAUGGAAGGUGAAAUUGUUUGCUGUUUCUACAGGGUAAACAUUCCUGUUCGGCUGCGUCUACCUGCCCACAAGGACACAGAAUCAGGUGAAAAAAAACAAAAAUAGAUAUGUUCUAGAGUGCGCCCCUGUGAAGUUGCUCUGCUUUCAUACACUCUUGUUCAUGAAAAGUGACAACAUGACUGUCUUAUUGCCUUUGGUUGAGGGGGAGCUCCUUUCCCAAAUCCUAGAUUACAGCAAGGCUGGAGCAUAACUCCUCCCCUUCUCUCAAAUCCCCCUUUAUAAUCCCUGCCGAGAUCUACGAGCAGCAAAAGGUGUGGUGCACUUGUAUGUACGAUGUCACAGACUCUUGUGUCGCACUGCUGUGAAAGUUAAACUUUUUUAGAGGCAAAACUGCCGGGAAAGUGACGUGAAUGUGCAUCUUACCGUCAUCUUCAGUUCACAGAAACUAUUCAUUUAUUGGGUGAGUUUUUUUUCUUCCCCUUUAUUCACUAAUUGAUGCGUCAGACCUCCUGGGGUGCAACAAAUUGAUCACCUUGAGCUCUUAUAUGCCUCACUAGCUCUGUGUUUUCAUAUACUGUACAUGAUAAUGUAUUUUUCCCAACACUUACUUUUAUGUUAAUUUCUGGCUUUGCGUCAUUAACAUAUUAGCGUGAUCACUUUAACACCGGGACAGCUAGCGACUGUUUCACAUGAAGCCAGAUCAUGGCAGGAAAGGAAAAUACCUCCCUACAUUCCUCAGUGGAAAGAAUGUGCUUCCAUCACAGCUUGGCAGUGUCAGCCCUUUGGGUCGCACUGUUUAAUGACCACAUUGAAAUUUGGACAGAAUUAUCGGCACAAUUGUAAAAUUGCUCAUGAAGAUUCUUCACAUGCCUGCAAAGGUAACUUAUUUUAUUUGUUUAUCUUGACAGCUUGCAUGUAUUUUCAAUAAAAGAGCUGCAAGCCUCAUUUUAUCCUUGUGUGGGAUAAAAGGCUUUGAUGGCGUUUGUGACUGACUAGCUCUUGAACAUCCGCUUCAGAGGUUUAUUGGGACAUAUCAGGGUUUUGUUUUUUCCACGCUCUUGUCUAUCAUGAGCUCUCAUAAAUCCACCUGCUUCAGAAUAAGAAGCGUUGGUCUGGCAAUCAUCCUGUUUUUCCCUUUGUGUCUUUCUUUGCUCGCCAUUAGCAGGUCUAAAAUGGUUGAUGUUGUGUCACCACACACCAUGCCGUCAGAAAGCGAGGUUCUUGUGGCAAGGUGCUUUCUCGCCAAGAUUUUGCAAAGCUCUAUGAGGUACAAUGAUGUAGCUAGCGCCCCGUGGUCAUGUAGCACUCAGGGCAGGAGGAUGUGUUCUCCAUUGUUCUGCUUCACUAGUUUUUGUAUGUACCUGAUUCCCUGUGUGUCAUGCUUGCCUCUCAAGUGUGCCAAACAGAUAUUUUGGUUCUUUAACAAAAGAAAAGCAUCAUGGUUUUGUUUUGUUUUGUUUUUGUUUUUUUGCAACGUGCCAACCAGGAAGAAUGACUUCAAAGGGAAGAAUGAUCCGAGCUCACGGCCUCAUUCCUGGCACUCAUCCAAGCUGACAGUGGAGGAGUCUGAGUCCCUUGGCAAAGAGACCACCACAGAACUGGUCUGGCAGCAAAGGGAAACAAGGCUCAAAGAUUCAUCGUGCCAAACAGACCAUCAUAAGCAGCAUCUGCUUACUGGCCAACUCGGCUCCAUGAGCAGCAUGGAGAAAAUGGAGCGUCCUGCUCCUCCUUUCUCAUCAGAUCAUGCUUCCCCAACUAAAUACACGAGCAUCAACGAGCCUCUCAGUGGUUCAGGGAGCAGAAGAGACACAUUCAGCAGUUUCGUCAUUGGAACCAACCCUCUGGUUCUAGACUCAAGCUCACUUGGCAGGAAGGGAACCAGUGCAGAAAGCAUUUUUUUCAAGGAUAAAGGGCCCUUUACAGUGGGGCACCCCGAGAACCAACAAACUCCUUGCAAGGAGGGGUCACGGUUGGAUGAGCGGAACUCCUCUUGGAUGCCAAGCAAAUUUAGGCCCAGCAUUGGUACAGUGUGGCAGGUACCGGAAAAGAAAAAAUCCAAGGACGGUUGUGUUUUGCCAUACUGUGAGAGAUUUGAAAAAAAUCCAAAGAUUUACUCCAGUUCAGUUGAAAGGCUGCAUGAAGGUAACAAAUUUAAACCAGGAACAAAUAUUAAAUCCAGAUAUAGCAUCACGUCACUGGCAGACAAAGACUUUUUCCAUCCCAGCAGAACAGGUGAACACAACCAACUACAGACCAACAAUCACUUCUCAUUGUCCAGCACCGAUAUCAGACAAUCUCCUUUUGCAAACAGACCUCCUCACCACAAACAGGACAGUGACGAGAGCCUCUUUUAUCCCCAGACAUGCUUAGCUCCUCGCACCAAGACUCAGAGUGUUGGAAGUUAUUAUCGCAGUUUGCAGGAUCUGCCUGGAAAGGUCUCUAGUCGUAAAUUGAUCUGGUGCUCCUCAGCCUCGAUGCCUGCCACAAGCCUAGAAAAUAACGGACAGUCUGUUUCAGUCAUCAAAAAGGGAAAACAGAUGGGCCACACAGAAAAUAAGGGGCACAUUGGUCUUCUGAAAAAUGUUCCCCUCCGUAAUCCCCAAAUCGCUGAACGCUCUCACUGUCGUGGCCCACAGGAUGCCACAAAGAGAAGUGAAGGACACAUUAACAAUAUGAAAAGAAUUUUCCCAGCUCAUCAAAAUGACAAUGACAAGGCUAGUCUUUCAAGACUCCACAACCCCUGGGUACCACAAGAAGACCACCAAAUAUCCCCAUUGGAAGCCCCAUUGCUUCAUUCACUGGCACAGGAGAGUAGAAUUCAAACAGAAGCUACACCCACAAGUAUUGUGUCAUCUCAGAAUCUCUGUGCCUCCGUAGUUGCCAAUGGUGGCGAAGCCCGUCGACGUGGUGACCGUUAUGCCACUACAUUACGGAAUGAAGUGCAGCAGAAGCGAGCCCAAUUGCAAAAAAGCUGCAGUUCUGCAACACUGACUUGUGAUGUCCAUGAUGAGGACCCUGCACAGUGGGAAUAUGCAGAGCCACCUCUAUCAUGGAGCAUAUCUUCCUCAAACACCUACAAAGACAAUCUGAAAGAGGCACAAGCUAGGGUCCUCCAGGCUACUUCUUUUCAGAGACGCGAUCUAGAACCCCUUGGAACAGAGGCACCGGUGCUUAAAACUUCAAAUGGACGCAUUAGAGGACGUAAACGUUUCCUCUUAGCCAAACGUAUGCAUUCCUUCUCAGAACCUGACAAGAUAGAUAGAGUGGGAGUGGACAAAACGCAUCCAGAUGGUAAUUUUGUCCAAAUUAAAUUCUCUGGGGCCAAGCCGGCGUUUUCCAAACCGGUUAGGCCAGGAACAACGUCCAAUACAGAGUUGCACCCAAGUCAAGAGAGGACAGUUGAAACCAAAGAAAGAAGGGUGUCAGGGGAGGCUCGGGAGAUUCAUCCAUCCGUCGAAACCAGCUGCCUCAGCCCCCUCGGGGAGGUGAUCCUGCAGGAGCAACAGAAGCUCGGAACCUUUGCUGAUUACCAAGCCACGUGGAAUAAACAGAAGCGAACAUCUGAGGCCAAGGUCCAAGGCAGGUAUUACUCGGCAGAGAACAUAUUGGAUACUGAAGCUGAGGAGAAGGCAGCAUGCUUCCAUGAAAGAACCAGAUCUUCUCCCUCUGCAGAUUUUUGUACUCAGAAUCGUCCAUCCAUGUUGAGAGAUCCUAAAGUGAAGCAAAGCAACAGUGGAGCAAGAAAUGGGGCCCCAGUCCCAGACAUCAGUGACCACCAACCCAGCCAAUAUGCUGUCAUCCCAACCUUUGCGGUCUGCUCUAAACCUGGUAGCCUGAAUUCUAUUCUUGGAUCCCAGCAGACUGCCCAGCCUCCGCAAGCCAAUGCCAUCUCACCUUCUAGGCUCCAUUUAGACUUGGAAACAACUUGCUUGUCGCAGGAUUUACUCUCAGUGGUCCGAGCAGACUCCGUGAAGCUUCAGUCCCUGUCCAGUUUGGAUACCACUACAAAGAGUCCCGCCCCUCCUGGCUCUCCUCGGCGAUGUAAGAUGUCUCAAUCUGAAGGCAACACAGAAGAUGCAGAGAGCAAUAAGGAGCCAUACUUAUCUUCCGCCUAUUUGUCCCUUGCUGCGGCCAACCAUCUUCACGCUCCCUCACCACAUUUUCCACUUUUGAGGCUGAUGGACAAACAGCCGUUUAUGUCUGUGCAGGAGGAUUCACAUUUCUGGUCUGAAAAUGACUCUCAGCCCUCCGAAGCUGUAGUGGACUUGAAAGGUUCAGGGGGAAAAAUUCUUGGGGUGGUCCCAACUUUCUCACCUCAAAGCAACAACACCUCUGGUGUCUUGAAGACUUGCUCAGACAUCAUCCCAGUGGAUGCCAAAGAAACAUGGCCCUCCUCAACAUUCAGUGUCUGCAUUCAGCAGCCUACUCAGGACCUGGGAAAUGAAUCAGAACGGCUCGUACCCAAGGACCGCAUUCCGAAGUCAAAACUAGCAAGGGAAGAAGAUGCCAAGACAGAGCAGCUGGUAAGGGAUAUCAUGGGGAAAGACAAAUCCCUGGUGGAGAUCUUAGAUCAGACUGGAAUGAAGACCACAAUGGACCUUAUGGAAGGACUAUUUCUCCAAGAGAAACAAGUCCUGGAGGGGUCUCAGCAGCGCAGAAGGACCUCAUGCGGCCCCAGGCUGCCCACCACAAGCAGGAGGGAUGAGGAGAAUGUCUCAACAGCAGUUUCGCUGGUUCCCACUUCCUGCUACUACAACACGUCGGCUCCAAAAGCUGAGCUCCUCAUCAAGAUGAAAGACAUGCAGGAGCAAUUGCUGGAACAGGACUCUGAAGAAGAGCUGGAUGAAAACCUAGCCAGUAAAAAGCAGGAGCUGAUAUCAAGCCUUGCCCAGAAGUUGGAGGUGCUGCGGGAGGCACGACAAAGCCUGCAGGAGGACGUAGAGGACAACGAGGCUUUGGGCAGCGAGGUGGAGACCACUGUGAAGCGCUAUUGCUUGCCCAACCAACUGGACAAGUUCCGUAUGUUUGUGGGUGACCUGGACAAAGUCGUGAGCCUGCUGCUGUCACUUUCGGGUCGGCUGGCGCGUGUGGAGAACGCUCUGAACAGUCUGGAAGAUGGAGCGCCCCCGGAGGAGAAGUGCACCCUGACUGAGAAGCGCAAACUGCUGAUGCGGCAGCACGAGGAUGCCAAGGAGCUGAAGGAGAACUUGGACCGCCGGGAGCGUCUGGUGUCCUCCAUCAUGGAGACUCACUUGGACCCUGAGCGUCUGGAUGACUAUCGCCAUUUUGUCAAGAUGAAGUCUGCUCUCAUCAUUGAACAGCGCAAACUGGAGGACAAGAUCAAGCUAGGUGAAGAGCAGCUCAAGUGCCUACUGGACAGUCUGCCGCUGGAGCAGAGGUCACAAUUUUAAAACCCAGGAAGAGGCUGUCCACCAGCUUCUGAACUGGUUACACUCUUCUGUUUAUUCUGUCACUGGCCAUAUAUCCCAUGGUUUUCUUUUGAGAUGAUGUGUCAUACUUGAAUGCACGUAUUGUAUGUGACAGGCGCCACAGUGGACGACUGGUUAAAACGUCGGCCCCAUGGUGCAGAGGUCCAGGGUUCGAUUCUGGCUCCGGCCUUCCUGUGUGGAGUUUUCAUGUUCUCCCCGUGCCUGUGUGGGUUUCCUCCGGGUACUCCGGUUUGCGCCCACAUUCCAAAAACAUAUAUAGCCGGUUAAUGGAACAAUCUAAAUUGUCCCUAGGUAUGGUUGUGAGCGCGGAUGGUUGCUUGUCUAUGUGUGCCCUGCGGUUGGCUGGCAACCAAUUCAAGGGGUAUCCCGCCGACUGCCCGAAGACAACUGGGACAGGCUCCCGCACACCCGUGGCCCUUGUGAGGAUAAACUGAUUAGAAAAUGGAUGCAUGUAUGUGACAGCACUGAACAAUACAGAAUCAAUGCACUUUUAGAAUCCUGUGACUUUAAUGCCCUUUUGUUAAUUUAAAUGUCGUUUGACAAUCAUCAAUCAAGAUGAAAUGCUGUGUGGAAUACACUGAAAACUGACAUCUUCCCCAAAAUCAGACUUCGACCAAUGUAAAAUUCACAGACACAAAAAAAGGGUAUAUUCUCAAAGUGAGCAAGUCAGUCCUGACAUCUUUACCUAAAAGUUACAGAAUCACUGGCUGCAUUUACAUUUUGUACAUUGAUGUCAUUUUACUUAUUGCUUAAAGACUUGAGGGAGACACUGUGACAAAAAAUCAAAAACAUUUUGGAUUCUUUGUUGAUUUUGUAAUCAUUGAAGAUGCGUGAUGUUGGUUUGUUUGCUACUCAGUAAGACUUGAGACAGGGCGGCCCGGUAGACCAGUGGUUAGCACAUCGGCUUCACAGUGCAGAGGUACCGGGUUCGAUUCCAGCUCCAGCCUCCCUGUGUGGAGUUUGCAUGUUCUCCCCGAGCCUGCGUGGGUUUUCUCCAGGUGCUCCAGUUUCCUCCCACAUUCCAAAAAACAUGCAUGGCAGGCUGAUGGAAGAUGGAAGACUUGAGACAUCUGGUUGCAGUUUGUAAUGACAAGUAGGUGUUCACUGCAGUGUAGCACUAAUUUAAAAGGCUCCAACAGGAGCUUUCUGGUCUAGUCCUUUUGCCAGAACCUGUGUUUAAUAUCUGUCCACUGGCACUGCGCAGCCACAUCUCAUCUGCACCCUUUCACCAGGGCAAUGGCAAUAAAAGGAUCAGGUGAUCAUUUCUUUUCAUUUCCCGUUGUCCAACUAGUCCACUUUCAAAGAUGUGUAUCAUGGCAAAGACAACACUGAAAGACUGCUAACAAUCUGCUUCUUGAUGACGAGAGCACUCUUCUUGUCAGCUUCUGGUAUGUCAGUCUUGCUUGAGCUUAGCAUUGGCCAAUCACACCAUCGUGUCUGCCCCUGGAUUCAAGAUGCGCCAUGCCCCUGAGUCUCAGCAUGGGGGGGGGGCGUUGCAUCGCAGUGGAAAUGGGGAGCCCACUCCGAAUGGUAUUAUACAAUACUUAUUGCUUUUCUUAGUUUUUUGUUUGCUUUUAGAUUUUUAAGGUUGUAGCACUUCAAGAUCAUGCUGAUUAAAAGUGCAUUAGAAAUGAAAUCUACUGUUCAUCCCUAUUGUUAAUAUUAAUUAAUUUUGUAUUAUUAUUAGCGGAGAAUACUGGGAAAGUGCAAUAAGAGAUGAAGGUGGAAAAAAAUUGUCCUGAAACUUUUAUGUCACACCAACCAUUAGCACAACAUUUAGCAGUAAAAAAUUAAAAUAAACAGGAUUAAGGUUUUUCCUUUCAUAAAUAUUUUAUUUGAAGAAAAAUCAUCACAAUGUCAAACCAUCUGUAUCAAGGUUCCUCUGGUCAACAAAUAGCAGUGUUUCAACUCCAAUGUAAGCUUUGCAAGUUUUGUUGCACACAGCUCUGACGGACUGACAUUCCACCAGAUCAUCAUCUUGGACACUGCAGUUGGAGAAGCGGUUGAAUGUGACGUUCACCUGUUAAUCCCUGAGUGUAAAAACAUGAAUUUCCUGCAGAAACGUCAAACAGCUGAAUGUAGAAUUCUCGCUACAACGAGUGACGCUCCGAGCACAGCAGCACAUGCCAACCCAGGGCGUCCAAACGGGUGCAGCAAGCAAUUUAUUUACAUGAUGAAAUCUUCCAAUAAGAGCAGGAGACCACACAGAAGAUAAACAUGGUUUUAUCAACACUAAAACUAACAGUAACAUGUACAAGCACAUAUACCAUUAUCAUAAAAAAAUAGUAUUGCAAUCAUUUCAAUACCAAUACCAAAAAAAAUAAAAAAUACAUUUCAUGGGAAACAGUGGCAAAUGUGGACAGCGGUCUCUUUGACAAACUUUUACAUCACUUUUCUCAAA